Molecule: messenger RNA, 753 nt
Organism: Trypanosoma rangeli
Lineage: Eukaryota; Euglenozoa; Kinetoplastea; Trypanosomatida; Trypanosomatidae
Product: aldehyde dehydrogenase, mitochondrial precursor
Exons: 1
Coding region: 1-753 (250 amino acids)
Molecular function (GO): aldehyde dehydrogenase (NAD+) activity
Source: RefSeq, a predicted model, not a curated record
AUGGUGGAGGAGUACUUCCGCUACUACGUAGGGUGGGCGGGCAAGGUUUGUGGGCAGGUGCUUCCCAGCAGCGGGAAUAAGUUCAGUUUCACCAAGCGCGAGCCAGUCGGGGUGUACGUACAGAUCAUCCCAUGCAACUUCCCGCUGCUCAUGGCCGCCUUUAAACUGGCGCCGGCCCUCGCCAUGGGCAACACCGUGGUGCUAAAGCUGGCGGAGCAAACUCCCCUAACGGCGCUUUGCCUUGGAGAGCUUGCCGUGAAGGCUGGAUAUCCGGAUGGGGUGCUCAAUAUUGUACCUGGCUUUGGGCCAACAGUCGGCGCGCGUCUUGUCUUGCACGACGACGUAAACAAGGUUGCCUUUACCGGCUCCACCAUUGUCAGCCACCAAAUCAUGCGGAUGGCCGCGGACUCCAAUUUGAAGCGUGAGUCGCUUGAGCUGGGCGGAAAGUCCCCGAUUAUCGUUCGCGCCGACGCCGACCUUGACGCCGCCGCGGAAGUCGCGCCGGAAGGCGUGUACGUUAACGCGGGUCAGGUCUGCACUGCGUCCUUGCGCAUAUUUGUGCAUGAAAAGGUGCAUGACGCCUUUGUUGCGAAGCUGAAGGCGCUGGCGGAGUCCCGCCACAUUGGCCCCGGCGACGACCCCGCAAAUAACCACGGCCCGCUUGUCUCGGUGCGGCAGCACGAGCGUGUGCUUGCCUACAUUGAGAAGGGCAAGGGCGAGGGCGCCACGGUGGUGACGGGUGGGUGCCGGUGA